Molecule: messenger RNA, 771 nt
Organism: Rotaria sordida
Lineage: Eukaryota; Metazoa; Rotifera; Eurotatoria; Philodinida; Philodinidae
Source: the annotation of a GenBank genome assembly
AUGGUUUAACACUUGAAGCAAGUCUUGAUAUAUUAAAAACUGAAAUACGAAAUUUAAUUAGUGAUAAACGACGAUCUGUUAAUGAUUUAAUUAUAGCAGCACGUGUUUUACAAAGACAUAUAACUGAUCAAUUACAAUUACAAACAUUAAAACAACAAAUUGAUCGAUUAGAACAAAUACUUAAUAGAACAGAAGAACAUGAUGAAAAACGAAUUAAAAAGACUGAAAUAGUUCUUAAAAUGUUUCAUGAUUUUGAACAAGGUUUAGAAAAUCUUCGUUCAUGGAUGAUGGAUACUAUUGAAACAAAUUUACAAAAAUCAUUAUCAAUAAAUACAUUAAAUGAAAAUCAAUUACGUGAUCAUCAACAAUCUAUUAUUCUAUAUCAGUUCGCAAUGCAUUCAAUCGGAAUCGAAGGAGAUAUUGAAAAAGAUCCUACUAUUGUUAGUAGUGUUCUAGCACUUGGUCAUUAUUUAUUAAGUGAAAUUGAUAUUCGUUCACGAAAUAUUAAUUCAAUACCACGAACAAUUCAAUCAAUUGAACAACGUUGUACAUCAUUCAAAGAUUUAAUACGAAAAAGAAAAGUUGAAUUGGAUACACAACAUCUAUCAUGGAUAAAUGUUCAAGAUCCAAUAAAACGUGCAUCAAAAAUGAUUACUGAUCAUCAACGAUUUCUUAAUGAAGUUAAAAGAACAUGUGGACAAGGUUUACAAGGUCUUAAAAAUGAAUACAAAACUCUUGAGGUUUGAGAUUUCAAAAAUUUCUUUUUUUUUU